GCUGUCACGUCGUGUUUUGCGGUGGACAGUUUUUAAACUGGGUCAGGUGGUAGACACGCCCCUACGUGACGCCACGCCCUCGCUACACAUCUUGGUCACGUGGCUAUGACAUCACGACUUCCUGGAAGCUUUUCCAUGCGGACGUCUAUCUUAUGUGAUGCACAGAAGAAGGAAUUGGUCAGCUAAAGAAGAGGAUAUAGUCCAAACAUGGAAGAGGAGGAGGAGAUCCCCAAGCAGAGACCGCGAGGGCCGCCGACUACGUACACACAGAAUCUCCCCACGUGCACACAGAAUCUCCCCAUAUAGGUCUCGCUCAAGAAGCUGGAAAAGGGACACAUUUCUUGGGCGCCGAAGGAGGACACGCUGUAGUGAGGUUCGAUUUUCUCAAGGGCACAGUUCUUCAUCCCACAGCCAGAGCUAUUCAUACUCCACCCGGUCUCCAGCUUGUCCACACUCAAGAGAACGCACAAAGGCAAAAGCAGAGAAACCUCUGCACAAGAGCUCUCACAAACAUCGGACUCGGUCUGGUAGCUACUCUUCCUCGAAGAGCCAGCGGAGCACUAAGGACAGCCAGAAUGUGGAGAAUGAUAAGGAAGGGCACCUGGUGUGCAGGACGGGAGAACGCAUCCAGGAGAGAUAUGAGAUUGUUGGAGACUUAGGAAUAGGGACUUUUGGCAAAGUGGUGGAGUGUCUGGAUCUUGCCAGAGGCAAUUCCCGAGUAGCUCUUAAGAUCAUCCGCAAUGUGACUAAAUACCGGGAGGCAGCACAGCUGGAAAUUAAUGUCUUGGAGAAAAUCAAAGAGCAAGAUCAGGACAACAAAAAUAUGUGUGUCUUGAUGAGGGACUGGUUUGAUUUCCAUGGACAUGUCUGCAUUGCCUUUGAGCUGCUGGGGAAAAGCACUUUUGAGUUUCAGAAAGAGAAUAAUUUCUUACCGUAUCCUCUGACCCAUAUCCGGCACAUGGCCUUCCAGUUGUGCCACGCAUUAAAGUUUUUGCAUGAGAAUCAGCUGACACACACUGACCUCAAACCUGAGAACAUUCUCUUUGUGAAUUCAGAAUAUGACGUCUGCUACAAUGAGAGUAAGAAGUGUGAAGAAAAACAUGUGAAAAAUUCCUCUAUCCGUUUAGUAGACUUUGGCAGUGCCACUUUUGACCAUGAAUAUCACACCACUAUUGUAGCCACACGCCACUACCGUCCACCAGAAGUGAUACUUGAACUGGGCUGGUCCCAGCCAUGUGAUGUGUGGAGCUUGGGCUGCAUCCUAUUUGAGUACUACACUGGAUUCACCCUUUUCCAGACCCAUGAUAACCGGGAGCAUUUAGUAAUGAUGGAGAGGAUCCUUGGACCACUGCCACGCCGCAUGGUGUAUAAAACUAGAGUUACAAGAGCGGUGAUUCUCCAGAGCACACGCAGCUAUUUGACUUGCUGAGCAGGAUGCUGGAAUGUAGGCCCGCUCUGCGCAUCACACUAAAGGAAGCCCUUGAACAUGCCUUUUUCAGUAGUUUGAAGCCAGAAGAGAAGGCUCUGGGGAACCGGAUCGAGAGAGACCUCAGCAGAUGACAAGGCCAGAGCUUGACUGGACACAUAUUGCAGUUAUUUGGACUCAUUGUAUCAUUGCACUGUUGCAUGCUUCUUGCUCUCAACAUAUUUCACAAUAUAUCUGUAUUAUCAUUGGCUUAUGUUUCAGAGGUCCAGCUCUACUCACACCUGCACAGUUUAGUCAACACUGAUCUUCCAUAGACGUUGCACGCUACAAGCAUUUGUCAAUUUGCUUGAUUAUGAUGCAACAGCCAUUAAGACCAACCUGAUCAAAAUGACUUCCACUCAGCUAAUUAAAUACCUCUCUUUUAUGUGAUCAAGGAGGAUACUUAGUUCAUUGUCAGUCCUCCUGCCAGUCUUCCUUUAAGUUAUGGUGCAGAGCAUUGUGGGAAGCUACAGACAUGUAACACAGAUGUCACAUUUCUAUUUAUAAGUGGUGAAUAGUACAUAUAAAUGUAUAUUCGGGUAACCUCAGGGAUGUAGAGGACUGUAGACUCUUCAGUGCUCAGCUGAGUUUCAGUUGGGGGAGGAAGGUGUAAAGUCUAAACUAAUAUCUCACAAAGCACACGUCCCUCUUACUGGUGUGCCACUCAUGUGCAAAUAUUAUAGGGAGGAUCUUAAUAUUUUUCUGUCUUUGUUACUGAAGGUUUAUUCUGUUAAUAAAUUUGAAAGGGUGAUACGUUUUCAUAAA
Molecule: messenger RNA, 2230 nt
Organism: Xenopus laevis (African clawed frog)
Lineage: Eukaryota; Metazoa; Chordata; Amphibia; Anura; Pipidae
Gene: clk3.L
Product: CDC like kinase 3 L homeolog
Exons: 12
Coding region: 158-1429 (423 amino acids)
Biological process (GO): regulation of RNA splicing
Cellular component (GO): nucleus
Molecular function (GO): protein kinase activity; transferase activity; kinase activity
Source: RefSeq, a predicted model, not a curated record